Molecule: messenger RNA, 5058 nt
Organism: Cheilinus undulatus (humphead wrasse)
Lineage: Eukaryota; Metazoa; Chordata; Actinopteri; Labriformes; Labridae
Gene: zfyve28
Product: zinc finger, FYVE domain containing 28
Exons: 14
Coding region: 317-3376 (1019 amino acids)
Biological process (GO): negative regulation of epidermal growth factor-activated receptor activity
Cellular component (GO): early endosome membrane
Molecular function (GO): metal ion binding
Source: RefSeq, a predicted model, not a curated record
GCAGCAGAGCCGUCGGUGCUCCGCUUCUCUGUAUCAUCGGGACUUGGAAAGUGGCCGGGCGGGGGAGACGGACAGCCAACCUCGGGAUUCAGUGAAGAUGGAAAUAAGUCACAGCUUUCGAAUAUCGCAUCUGAACGCCUCCAGAGCCGUACUGUAACGUCCAGGACAACUUACCUUACGUUGUGUUUGGUACAUUUUCCUGUUUUGGAUCCCAGCAGCGCGAGCUAGCUUAGCAGCCAGCCGUUGAUAGUGUCAGGCACGCAGGUACAGGAGAGGAGAGGAGGGGUUGGUGACAAAGGAAGGUGGCGAGGAAACGAUGAACCGCUUUCGAAAGUGGCUGUACAAGCCCAAGAGGACGGACCCUCAGCUCCUGGCCCAGUUCUACUACGCUGAUGAAGAGCUGAAUCAGGUGGCCACCGAGCUGGACAGCCUCGAUGGCAGGAAGGACCCUCAGAGAUGUACCCUGCUGGUUAACCAGUUCCGCUCCUGUCAGGACAAUGUGUUGAACAUUAUCAAUCAAAUCAUGGAUGAAUGUAUCCCCAACGACCGGGCUAACAGAGACUUCUGCGUCAAGUUCCCUGAGGAGAUUCGCCAUGACAACCUGGCAGGGCAGCUGUGGUUUGGGGCUGAGUGUUUGGCUGCCGGCUCCAUCAUCAUGAACAGGGAGAUAGAGAGUAUAGCGAUGAGGCCCCUGGCAAAGGACCUUACUCGCAGCCUGGAGGAGGUACGCAACAUCACCAGAGACCAGGCCCUGAGAGACCUCAACUUGUACACAGACCGCAUGAAGGACGCACUGCGACACUUCGACAGCCUUUUUGCUGAGUUUGAGCUCAGUUAUGUGUCAGCCAUGGUGCCUGUGAAGUCUCCCAAAGAAUAUUAUGUACAGCAGGAGGUGAUUGUGCUCUUCUGUGAGACUGUGGAGAGGGCCCUGAAGCUGGGCUACCUCACACAGGACAUGAUCGAUGACUAUGAACCCGCUCUGAUGUUUACAAUUCCCAGACUAGCCAUUGUGUGUGGGCUGGUUGUGUAUUCGGAGGGACCUCUCAACCUUGACCGGAAAUCAGAGGACAUGUCUGAGCUCUUCCGACCUUUUCGCACUUUAUUGAAAAAAAUCAGAGACCUACUGCAGACGCUGACAGAAGAGGAGUUGAUUACACUGGAGAGGAACCUGUGUAUCUCUCAGGAUGGGGAGUUGUCCACAGGCCAGGCACUAGCCACAAACAGCUCACAAGCUCCGGUCCAAGAUAACCACUCAUCCUGCAAACCCAUUAAUGACACCUCCAAGGGAGAGAGCGAGGGGGAGCAGAAGCAUCUUGGUCUGCUUGUCUGUCCCAGCCAGGAGGAGGAGGCAGAAGUGGAAAAGGGCUGGGAGGAGGUGGAAACAGAGAGCGGGAGGGAAGAGCAGGAGUCGAGCAUGCUGUGCGAGGAGGCGGAGGAGGCUGAGUUGGCAUGCUCCAUGCAGUACGAUGAGGAGGAGCUUGAGCAGCUCAACAUGAUGGUGUACCGUGUAGGAGAUGAGAUGUCUACCCUGCUGUCACCUCCCAGCCAGGGUCAGUCCCCAGCACAUCAACCAAGUAGAGGAGAAGCAGGAGGUUCUAGUGGGGCCUCCAGCACAGAGGCCUCGCCCCAGAGGCUCCUGGUGAGCCGGGGAAGGACAGGUAUUUAUGUAGAAGAGGAGGACAGGGUCUUCCUCAUGGAUGACCUGGAUGCAGCAGGUGACAUCACCAGCAUCUCAAGAGAGGUGUACGGUUGUGUUGCCUCUCCUUCCAAACAGCCAGAGUCUGCAUCUCGUCCUGUGCAGCGUAAACUGAGCCCAAGGCCGGACUCAAACAGGAACGGCUGGCUCUCUGAGGCUCAUUCGGAGCAGCCAUGUCCUCAACCACGCACCCACAAUGCACACUGUCCACAUGCAAAGCGCCGUCCUUGCACCGCUGCUCCCGGCUCAGAACCUCUGCCUUACACUAACGGGUGGGACAUGGGCUUGGAGGGGACAGCAUCUGAAACAGCAGAGGUCAUCGCCCACCGCAUGGGUGGGAUGAAGCUGUCUGCCACUGUCAUCUUCAACCCGCGCUCACCUAGCUUAUCAGAGCUGGCUGUAGACAAGCUGCUUCUGCCGCGGCCUGCUCCCUCUGAGAUUGAGCCUUGUGGUCCCCUGGUGGCCACUCACUGCCUGCUGAACUCCUGCGUCUGCUGUGGGAGCUGUGAGGACGGCCAUGAGGAUGCCAUCACCACUGAGACCAAUGGACUUGGGUUAGGUCUUGCCUUGGGAUUAGACAAACACUGUAAAACAGCAGCACCCAGCACUGUCAUCCAAUCAUCUGCUUGCCGGCUCCCUCCAAGAGGUCAUGAGCCUCACAGUAAGGGGGAGCUUGCCCAGUUGACUCCCCCUUCCUCCCGCUGCUCUGCAGAAAUCCUGGAGGAGGAUUCAAACUCUGUACUCUGUGAGAAGUGCCUGGCAGGGCCUCAGGGGCAGGGGCACCACAUACAGGACUGUAGCUCCAGUGAAGGGGAUGGACCCUCUGUGUACAGCCAGCAAAUGGAGACUGAAAAGAGGCAGCAAGCCUGUGGAGGCCAACAGAGGGAUAAGGAGAUGGAGAAGGCCAGACCAGGAUCUAAAGACCCGAAGAGGGACACUAAAGAGGACAGCAGAAGGAGCUCUAGUUUUCAGAGUUCCCCCCUCAGCUCUGUGUCAGGUAGUGACUGUGAGAGUGUGUCGGUCACCACAUGUAGUCUGUCAAGCAGUGCAUACACCCCCAGUCCUGUCAGCAGCCUGACCCCCAGUUCUGGGAUGUCAGAAGACCUGGACCAUCAGGAGAUCCAGCUGGCCCUACAAGAUGCCAAGAUGGCAGCCAGGAACAAGAUCCGAUCCCGCUUUCACAGCAGCAGCGACCUUAUCCACCGUCUCUUUGUUUGUAUAUCAGGUGUCGCUGAUCAGCUGCAGACCAACUAUGCUAGUGAUCUUCGCAGCAUUCUGAAGACUCUGUUUGAAGUCAUGGCAACAAAGUGUGAACAGGGUGACAAUGAUAAGCAAAAGAAAGGUCCUGUUCUGCGUAGUGCAGUCCUAGAGGAUUGUGCUCUAUGUCAGGAGACAAUUUCCUCUUCAGAAUUGGCAGCAAAGGCCCGAGAAGGCCAGUUUGAAGACCCUCCAGACUGGGUCCCUGAUGAAGCCUGUAACUCCUGCAUUGCCUGCAAGGCCCCCUUCACUGUCAUCCGCCGGAAGCAUCACUGCAGAAGUUGCGGAAAGAUCUUCUGCUCCCGCUGCUCCUCCCAUUCUGCUCCUUUGCCCCGGUAUGGUCAGGUGAAGCCUGUGAGGGUCUGCACACACUGCUACAUGUUUCACGUCACGCCCUUCUACAGCGACAAGGCCACAAUCUGACCCCUGAUCAUCGCUGAGAGCACCCAGUCAAGAGCAUAUGCAACAGACAAAUCCAAGGCUGUGUACACAGCAAACUGCUCUGGUGAACUUAAUGGUUGUCAUUGCUCCAGCUCAGCAGGGCUUCAGAGUAAGACCAUUAAAGAUGACAGAGCAGACUCGAGACACACAGCUGCAAGUCAACCUGUUUCUGUUGCUUCACAGAGAUUGGUGCGUCACUGCAAACCAAAGGGUGUGAUUUCAGCACAAAGGCAACAUUCACAAAUGACUCACAAAUGCCUGUCACACUAUAAGGUGCAAAAGGGAGAUGAGAUAAACAGGCAAUAACAGAUUUUCAACUGGCAUUGUGCAACAGUCCUCAGUAGCAGUUUGCAGCACAAACUCAGAGCCAGCCACCUGGUUUGAUCUGUUGCUUUGGGUAUAAUUUAAAGGACAUGUGACAAUUUUUUUAUUAUUGCUUUAGCAAGCUUCCUUCAUUUGUGCCAGAGCUCCCACGGGACUCGGAUUUCACUAAUGAAUGUAAGUCAUGAUAACCAUGUAAAUAAGGAUAAAUCUGGUAAAAGCUACACUACAAUGUCUUCAGUACACUUUUGCUACUUAUAUGGGAGCUGGAGAGCAAUCAUCACCAUGUUACCAGUCCCAGUGAAGCAAAAAUGAAAAACCAUCAGCUUUUAUAUUAAGAUUCCUCCAUGCUCUUACUGGCAAUGAAUGUGUAAUUCUGUAUCACUUGUGAGAUGGGGUCUAACACGUUCACCUCUUGAUGGCAUCAGGCUGUGCCUUUGCUUUAACAGUGGCACCAUGGUAUGUGCAGCUUUCGCUGGGGACUUGGCUGCACUCUGAGAUGGAUUAAAGGGAUUCCUUAGUUGUCACUGUAAGGCCUUGAAGGCCCCCUAGUGGAGGGUUGACCUCUCUUCACGCUGUGCACUCGGCAUCAUGUGUACAAUUUGUUCUGAUCCAGAGGCCUUCUCAGGGGCAGGCCUGCAGACUACAGGCUAAUUAUUGCCCAUUGAUUUCUCUUCCUCAUAUUAGAUAUAGUGCAAUAUUGUGGCGACUAACUGCGGUGAUGCUGCACAUUUUAGAAACAGCAUUUUGCUAUUUAGAUAAAAGUUUGAUUAGGGUUUUCACUAAAUUAUUCUUUGGCUCAUAUGGUACCAUCUAACAGGAGCAAAUUAUUUGCUCCUGACUUCCUUUUCUGCUCUUGAAUCUGCUUCCAUUGCAUUAACAGCAUAUUAAGUAUUUUCUGUGCUCAUUGUCACGUACUAGCAGUUUAUUCAUCUGAAUGGUCAGAACUAGCCAAUCUUCAAAUAUAAACCUGAUAUAAUCAUCUACAUUCUGCUAUGACUCUAAAGCAGUUUCCUCAGGCAUUACAUAAUCAAAGUCACUCACUUUUGUCUGAUCAGCCGUACUUUAUCAAAACAUACACACUUACUUUGGGAAGGUAUGAUUUUUUUCUUUUAUAAAGAACAAAAAUAAUGUAUGAAGCUAUAAUUUACUUUAUGUGAAAUACAAGAAAUCAUGCAGUAAUGAAAGGGCGGGAUAUACUUUUAUUGUUUCAGAGCUUCGUCUUAUUUUGUAAAAAUUCUGGACAUUUUCAUGAUAAGAGCUGUGUAAAAUAUUCAAAAAUAAUGUUAUAUAGUUUUAAAUGCAAUGUAUAUUGAAUAAAGUACUUUUUCCUGUUAAAAAUA